This is a messenger RNA of Chenopodium quinoa (quinoa), 759 nucleotides long. RefSeq lists its product as uncharacterized. The coding region runs from base 1 to 759 and encodes 252 amino acids. The transcript has a single exon. Lineage: Eukaryota; Viridiplantae; Streptophyta; Magnoliopsida; Caryophyllales; Amaranthaceae. The record is from RefSeq and is a predicted model, not a curated record. Gene Ontology annotation, molecular function: nucleic acid binding; RNA-DNA hybrid ribonuclease activity.
AUGGAUAAAGAGUUUAAUUAUCACACUUUCUUUAAUGUUGAUUGGGAAAGUUGGAUUAAUUAUAACUUAGGCCUUAGCGAAAAUUGGAAGACAAUUUUUGCUAUUGCUCUUUGGCACAUUUGGAGGGCAAGGAAUUUCACGGUUUUUCAAAAGGCUAUGCCUCACCCCGUUACUAUGUUUAAUAGAUAUAUGGUGGAUUCGGUAGCAAAUAUUAACACCUUUCAGGGAAAUAUAAAGGCUCAAGCAUCUUUGAGAGACAAAGCAAGGUGGGAAAGACCAAGGGGACAAACUAUCAAAGUUAACAUAGACGGCUCUUGGAGGAAUGAUGGCAGAGUUGGUGCUGGAGCAAUUGUAAGAGGCUCAGAUGGUGGCUGGUUCUUCGGCAAGUCAUGGAAGACCAAGGCACGUAAUCCUGCUGAGGCUGAGCUCCUUGCAAUCAGAGGGGGUAUGCAAAUGGUGAUUGAUGCGGGGCUUAAAGAUGCAAUCAUAGAGACGGACGCUCAAACUCUCAAAAGCACCUUACAAGAUGUGGGAAAGCAAGGCACACACGAACUUUCUGCCAUCCUCAAGGAUGUUCAGGUAUUGCUGAACAAAGGUUGUGACUUCGAGUUUAAUUAUGCUGAUAGGGAAGCCAACAAUGCGGCACAUUACUUAGCAAAGUUGGCUGUGGAGAUGGAUGACUAUAUGAAGCUAUAUGACGAACCUUCUACAAGUGUCAAGGAUGUCUAUGAAGUUGAUCGUGUGCAGAGUGCAAUAUAG